UCCAAACCUGUGUCUUCUGUGCGUCCAAUUUCAAAAUGACAAGAAAAUGGGGACAAGAGAUGCAAAUUUUGACAAAACAUGGUACUAUUUCAUCGAUUUAAUUCGCGCUUGGGAAUCGCUGCCAACUAUACGCGACGAUCGCGAGCUACACGAUUAAAACAAAGACGAAGGUUUUGAAAUUCUUUCUCACAUACAUGACGAUUGAUGCCACCAGAAAGCUCAGCGACACAUUUCCCGUACACUUGAAUCUAAAGAAUCAAAACAAGGAAAAAAAUGACUCGAUCAGUAACGUUUCAUGCAACACUGUAGACAAUCGACCAUGCGUACAGCUACUGGACACUCGUGUAACAUUUGCGAAAAUAUCGUUGCCAUGCGUACAGUUUUUUUCUUACUCGUGUUAAUUGUACCAGUCAUUCUUUGCAAUCUGAUUCUUGUGAUUAAAAUGAACUUAACCUACGUUUUAAUGCUAACUAAAACUCACUACGUGUCCAAUCUUUCUGUCCCAUCAACAUUUGUUUCUGUCGCGACAGAAAGAUGAGC
This is a messenger RNA of Plasmopara halstedii, 540 nucleotides long. RefSeq lists its product as uncharacterized. The transcript has a single exon. Bases 195 to 401 code for a protein of 68 amino acids. The record is from RefSeq and is a predicted model, not a curated record. Lineage: Eukaryota; Oomycota; Peronosporomycetes; Peronosporales; Peronosporaceae.